This is a messenger RNA of Homalodisca vitripennis (glassy-winged sharpshooter), 1316 nucleotides long. It is a transcript of the gene prel, whose product is annotated as protein preli-like. Lineage: Eukaryota; Metazoa; Arthropoda; Insecta; Hemiptera; Cicadellidae. Gene Ontology annotation, molecular function: phosphatidic acid transfer activity. Gene Ontology annotation, biological process: phospholipid transport. Bases 375 to 1034 code for a protein of 219 amino acids. Gene Ontology annotation, cellular component: mitochondrial intermembrane space. The record is from RefSeq and is a predicted model, not a curated record. The transcript is spliced from 3 exons.
CUCUCCCUUUUAUUGUGCAGAUGCCCGCAACUGAAGUAAGGAAGGUUUGUUGUCAUAGAAGGUUAGGUGUGUUUUGCGAGAAAUUUUCAUUAGAAAUUGUUCAAAUUAUUAGUGAAUUAAGAAUAUACUGUUUAAUAAAUAUUUCUUCUUAUUAUUUAUUCAAUUUAACUUUUAAUUCCAAAUCUGCAUUUCAGAAUAUCUAUUUCAGUACUAUCGAUUUUGCAUUUAAGCAAUGGUGUUAUGUUAUUUCGUAAUUCGACAUUGCUUGCUCGAAUACAACUAUUAAUGUUCCAUUUACUACAGCCCACGGUGUGAUUGAUAGUGAUUAUUGUUGUCACAUUUCUCUGGUUAUAGUUUAGGAUAACAUUGACAAGAUGGUGAGAUAUUCUGAAUGGAAGGAUGUGUUGGAACACAGUUGGGACCAAGUAGCUCAAGCAUUCUGGAGGAGAUAUCCAAACCCAGAAAGUGUGCAUGUUUUAUCUGAAGACACCCUAAGCCGGGAAGUUCGUGAUGGCAAACUCUACACAAAAAGGCUCUUCACCAAGACAAACAUUCCACCCAAGUGGGCAGAGAGGAUUAUCAGUUCUCGGGUUGUCAAGAUAUUGGAAGAAUCUGUUGUGGAUCCUAAAGAAAAACAAAUUACAACCUACACAAGAAAUAUUGGAUACACCAAGGUCAUGAAUAUUGUGGAAAAGGUUGUUUACAAAGUGAGUGACGAAGAUGCCAGCUUGACUGUCGCGGAAAGAUCUGCCUGGGUUGAGUCCAAAAUGUUCGGAUUGAGCAGGGCGAUCGAAGCAUUUGGCAUAGAUCGUUUUCGUAAAAACACCCAGAAAGCAGUAAAUGGGUUCAGUUAUGUACUGAACAAUAUGUUUCCCAAAACUGAAGUAAUAUCACAAGAAGACUCUGUCAACUCCAGUUCAUCUGUUAGUGGUAAAGAGAAGCUCAUGGAUGCAGCAAAGAAAGCGACUCACUUGGCAAAAACAAAAGCGGAGACAAUUUAUGCAUCCGCCUCGUACCAACCCAGCCAAACUUGAUCUCAAUGAGAAUUCCAUUUGUUCCAUUAUUUACAACAGAGUGCGUGUUCUUCAGUUUGGAGAAGUGUUUCCUUGCAGUGUUGUAGAACUUUGUAUAAAAUCAAAUGACAGUGAACAUUCCAGGGUGGCUGAAGUUGCCAGUGAAUUUUUGUUUUGCUGCCAUUUAUUGUACAUUGCGUUAUUGUAGCUGACAUUUUUAUAUUAUCUGAUGUAACAUCGUUAUUGUUAACUUACAUUCAUAAGUCACCAUAAAUAAAUAAUAUAAAAAUUACUUUGUUAAAA